AUGAGCAAAACUAUUAAAAAAUUAAAUGAAGCUGCAUUAGAAAAUUUAUAAACAACAACCUGGCAUGAUGAAUAUAACAAGAGCAGUUACAUCUUUGUAGCCAAUCUGAAUUAUGGCAUGAAUGAAGGGGAUAUAGCCAUAGUGUUCUCAUAAUAUGGAGAAAUAGUUGAUGUACAUUUGGUUAGAGAUAAAAUAACUGGAAAAUCUAAAGGAUUUUGUUUCUUAGCAUAUGAAGAUUAAAGAUCAACCAUAUUGGCUGUAGACAACUUCAAUCAUGCUGAAGUAUGUAUGUAUAUGAAUUACCAAAAAGGUGGAAGAUUAUUGAGAGUAGAUCAUGUAAGAGAAUUUAAGCCUCCCAAAGAAUAUCUUGAUAUCUCUCCUGAUGAUCCAGAAAUAUUUAAUAAACUAUACAAACCAUCUGGACCAGAUGGUAAAGGAUGGGGAGAGUUUAGAGAGUUAACUUAAGAAGAAUUAAACUUAAAAGCUUAAAUAGAAGCUUAAUAAUAAGAAAUUAAUAAAAGGAAUGAAAAAAUAUUUGAAAAUAUGCAAUAGAUAAAAAAUAUGCAGGGUAUUAUUGAUGAAGAUGAAAGAGUAUAAAUACAACAUUAUUUUAUAGUGGGAUAAAAUGUUAAUGGUUUAAGAUGAGAAGAAAGAACUUUUAUAAAAAAUUGAAGCUCUUCAAUAUUUCAAUAAUAAGAUGCAAAAGUAUAAACAAAUCUAAGAACCUGAAAAAUAAGAAACAAAUCAGGAAAGAUUAUUAAGAUUAUAGUAAAAAAAUAAUAAAAAAUUAUUAAAAAAGAAUUCAGAAGAAAGAAGAAAAGAAAAAAAAAUUAAAAAAGAUAAGAAAGAUAAAAAAACUAAAAAAAACAAGGACAAAAAGGAGAUGAAAGGAAAAAAAUUAAAAAGCCAUCAAUCUCAAUAAUCAGACAAAUCAGAAAGCGAAAGUCCAAAAUGAG
Messenger RNA from Paramecium sonneborni, 956 nucleotides. The record is from the annotation of a GenBank genome assembly. NCBI's taxonomy places the organism in Eukaryota, Ciliophora, Oligohymenophorea, Peniculida, Parameciidae.